Messenger RNA from Zasmidium cellare ATCC 36951, 1098 nucleotides. RefSeq lists its product as uncharacterized. The record is from RefSeq and is a predicted model, not a curated record. Bases 1 to 1098 code for a protein of 365 amino acids. Lineage: Eukaryota; Fungi; Ascomycota; Dothideomycetes; Mycosphaerellales; Mycosphaerellaceae. Gene Ontology annotation, molecular function: dioxygenase activity. The transcript is spliced from 3 exons.
AUGUCAAUACCCAUCCUCAACCUAUCCUGGGCAUCCGAUCCGACAUUGAAGCCUGGAUUGCUACAGCAUUUAAAGGCGGCCUUGUUCGAUGUUGGAUUUCUGUACAUCACCAACCAUGGCGUCGAGCAGCAAACCAUUGAUAACCUCACGGAUCUGCUGCCGGACCUGUUUGCUAUAUGUCCAGAAGAUAAGGCUAAGAUGAGCAAGCUGAACAGUCCUCAUUUCCUGGGAUAUAGUGGCUUCGCCGAGGAGAGAACGAUUGGGAAGCCGGAUCUCAGAGAGCAGUUCGACCUGGCUACAGAACUACCUGUUGUUUAUCAUGACCGGGACUUCAGCAAGCUAUACUGGAGACUACGAGGACCGAAUCAAUUUCCACCUGAAGAUGCAGUCCCCACCUUCCGUAGGGCUUUCACCGAGUACCACGAUGCUGUCCAAGAGCUAUCGUACCGCUUUGUUCAUCUGGUCGAAGAGGCAUUCGGGAUCCCCGUGGGAACAUUCGAUCACUUCUUCGGCAGACAAGCUGCAAAGGCCAGCCAGCAGACCGGAGAUUUUCUUCCACCUCAACACCGCAUCAAACUGCUCAGGUACCCUCCUUCAGACCAAGAGGAUGGUGGUCAGGGUGUAGGUGCCCACAAAGAUUCUUCCGGAUGGUUGACCUUCCUUUAUCAAGUUGGCGACGAGCCGGGGCUGGAAGUGCUUUCGUCGACAGGAAAAUGGCUGCCUGUGAGGCCCAUUAAAGGGAGUUUCGUGGUCAACUUCGGCAAUGCAUUCGAUGCGGCGACUGAGGGUGCGGUCAAGGCGACUAUACAUCGUGUGAUCUCACCAGGACCAAGAAGCAACGUGAGGUACUCGAUACCAUUCUUCCAAGGUUUACCGCUAGAUAUGUCCGUAUCAGAAGUCCGCAACUACGUCCCAGAAUCAGUACGACGAAUGCGGAGAGAAACUGGACGAACGAACGAUGAGACGCAGAGCUUUCUCGACCCACGCUGGGACAGUCUAGGGGAGAGCCAGCUGCGAAAAUGGAUCAGAAGUCACAAAGAUGUCGCUCUCAAGCACUACGGACAAGAAGCUGUUAACUACUAUACCGCUGCCGAUUAA